This is a messenger RNA of Daucus carota subsp. sativus, 841 nucleotides long. RefSeq lists its product as uncharacterized. Gene Ontology annotation, biological process: vesicle-mediated transport. The transcript has 6 exons. The record is from RefSeq and is a predicted model, not a curated record. The coding region runs from base 129 to 644 and encodes 171 amino acids. Gene Ontology annotation, cellular component: membrane. NCBI's taxonomy places the organism in Eukaryota, Viridiplantae, Streptophyta, Magnoliopsida, Apiales, Apiaceae.
AUUUACCAAACAAUUAAACCACCAAUUCCUUGUUAGAUCUCGAAUGUGAUUCGUCAACUUACACUUACCGAUCUGCUCAACACAUAUAUCUCUGUAACAACACACACUGCAGCAAGUGUGUGUAGAAGAUGGAGAAGAUGAAUCGCGCAAUGGAGAAGAUGAAGAUUCUCGUAGGAAUGGAAGAGGAAGUUAUCGAAGAAGAAAGCUCCUUCGCUUUCAUGGAUGAGCUCAAUCAGAAUUGUACUUUGUCUUAUCAACAGAGGCUCUAUGGUUUUGCCGUAUGCUUGGUUUCUGGUGUUGCUUGCACACUUUUGUCAAUGCUAGUCUUCUUCAAUCCAAUCAAGUUUGGUAUCACAUUUUCAUUUGGCAAUCUGCUUGCAAUUGGAAGCACUGCAUUCCUCAUAGGCCCCAAACGACAAGUAACCAUGAUGCUUGACCCUGUUCGUAUAUACGCAACAGCAAUAUAUCUUGCAAGUAUAAUAAUGUCCCUGUUUUGUGCUCUAUAUGUUCAUAACAAGUUGUUGACACUCUUGGCAAUUUUGUUGGAGUUCAGUGCUCUUGUUUGGUAUAGUUUAAGCUACAUUCCUUUCGCCCGGUCUAUGGUUUCCAAGGUCAUGGUAGCGUGCUUUGACACUGAAUUCUAAGCUUUGCAUACAUAAAAGAGGAUCGUGUAUGUACUGAUUGUAAAAAUUUGAUAUGACGUGAUGAAAACUGAACAGUGAGGACCUGAGGAGGUUUGUUUAAAUGUAAUUGCUCAUGCAAGUUGUAGUUAUUGAGUCGCCAACAAAUUGCACAAAAGCUAGUUUUUCACAAAAUUUAGUUCCACUCGUACUUAUUAUUA